AUGGCCUCUUUGAACCCAAACGCGCCGGUCUACAUCCCAUCUCCCCACCUCCUUUCGCUGGAGAGCUACUAUUCUCCUCCUCCUCCUCCUCCUCCUCAGCACCCUUCUCCUUCGCCUUCCUCAUAUUUCCAGUACAACCAAACUCCAUACCAAAACAAUGCCAUUUAUACUUCUUCUCCUUCUCCCUACGUGCAUGACCUUUGCUACUAUCUUUCCCCUCAGAUUUCUUUCGUUUGUUGCUAUAGAAAGGGGUUCUCGUACUUUCAGAUCCCCCAACCUUGCCCUCCGAGGCCACUCCCUCACCCUGCCCCUCUCCCGCCUUCUUGUCUCAAGCAGCCACGAGGUUCUCUCUCUCCUUUAAUUGAGGAAGGCGAGGGGAAAGACAAGCCCCAGGACCACGUUGUCUCCGCGGCCCAAGUGAAGCAAGAGGUGGAAAAGAAAGUGGUGAGAAAGAAAGCCAGCAAGGGUGCGAACGGUUCAAAGGGGUUUAGGGUCUUUGCGAGUGGUUCUUUCACAGGGAAGCGAGUGUAUGUGCCGAAGCCGCCGCGAUGCCAAGGGCGGCUUCCGCCGCUCCUUCGGAGGACGAAGCUCACCGGCGACUUCGAGUUCAAGAAGGUGGAGCCUGGGCCAGGAGAUUCAAAAAGUGAUGCCAAGACCACAGUCAUGAUAAAGAAUCUCCCCAACAAGUUCACCACGGAGAAGCUCAUGGACAUACUAGAUAAGCAUUGCUUACGAGAGAACGAGAAGGUUCUCUCUUUAAAAGGAGAGGAGAAAGCAUGCGAUGGAGUGGUGAAGUUGGCAGACGGAGAGGGAGCCACAACCCUCUCCGAGUUCGACUUUUUGUAUCUACCCAUAGAUUUCAGGAGUGGCAGUAACUUGGGCUACGCCUUCGUAAACUUCACGAGCUCAACUGCAGCCUGGAAGCUGCACGACUAUCUGCACCACUUCGAAUGGAAGUGCUUCGGAUCUCGCAAGAUAUGCGAGGUUACCUACGCCAGGAUUCAGGGUUUGCGAGAGCUCAAGAAUCAUUUCACAAGCUCCGUAUUUCUUUGCAAUCGUGAUCAGUACCUUCCAUUGUGCUUCCAGCCAUCUCGCAAUGGAUUCAACCAACCAGAGCCUGAAUGUGUGGGUAGGCGGAUUCAUGUUGCAUCAGAAGUUACGAAAUGA
Phoenix dactylifera (date palm) is the source of this 1167-nucleotide messenger RNA. RefSeq lists its product as uncharacterized. Lineage: Eukaryota; Viridiplantae; Streptophyta; Magnoliopsida; Arecales; Arecaceae. The record is from RefSeq and is a predicted model, not a curated record. Gene Ontology annotation, molecular function: nucleic acid binding.